This is a messenger RNA of Sinocyclocheilus rhinocerous, 1717 nucleotides long. RefSeq names its product exocyst complex component 4-like. Gene Ontology annotation, cellular component: growth cone membrane; exocyst; synapse. Lineage: Eukaryota; Metazoa; Chordata; Actinopteri; Cypriniformes; Cyprinidae. The coding region runs from base 19 to 1542 and encodes 507 amino acids. Gene Ontology annotation, biological process: chemical synaptic transmission; Golgi to plasma membrane transport; exocytosis. The transcript has 11 exons. The record is from RefSeq and is a predicted model, not a curated record.
GGGCGUAGUAGCGGAAAGAUGGCAGCUGACACAGGCAGAUACCGGAGCGCUGUCUCCAAAAGCAAAGACCCCUCCGGUUUACUUAUAUCUGUAAUAAGGACAUUGUCCAGCAGUGAAGAUGUGCAGGACCGAGAGACAGAGAAGGGCCGUCUGGAGGAGGCCUAUGAGAAGUGUGACCAUGAUGUGGAUGAGUUGAUUGUUCAGCACUACACAGAGCUCACCACAGCCAUCCGAACCUACCAGAGCAUCACAGAGAGGAUCACCAGCUCUCGCAACAAGAUCAAACAGGUCAAGGAGAACCUGUUGUCCUGUAAGAUGCUCCUCCACUGUAAGCGAGAUGAACUGAGGAAGCUGUGGAUCGAAGGUGUCGAGCACAAGCAUGUCCUCAGCUUGCUGGACGAGAUCGAGAACAUCAAACAGGUCCCUCAGAAGUUGGAGGCAUGGCUGGCCAGCAAGCACUACCUGCACGCCACAGAUAUGCUGGUUUCAGCGGUGGAUUCUCUUGAAGGACCCCUGCUACAGGUGGAGGGUCUCGGCGACUUGCGACUGGAGCUCCACAGUAAGAAGCUCAACAUCCAUCUGGUGCUAAUUGACGAGCUCCAUCGACACCUCUACAUCAAAUCAACCAGCCGCGUGGGUCACCGAGGAAAAGACAAGGACAAGGGCCGGUCUGCUUCAAAGGAUACAUCUGUUUUGGAUGUCGGUUUGUCCACUCCACGCAAGCUCACAGAACACUCACAGUUCAGCACCCCUGGAACAUCCAGCAUGCGUGAGCUGCAGGAAAUGAGAGAGGACUUGGACGUAGACCCAGAGGAGAACAGUGCAGAGUUCAUGGGGAUCCUGAUCAAAGCUCUGGCCAAACUCAAGAAGAUCCCGGAAACCAUUAAAGCCAUCAUGGAGCGUCUGGAGCCUGAGCUCAAGCAGAUCCUCAAGAGAUCCACCACUCAGAUCGCUGACCAUGCCUACCAGAGAGGAGAGAACCUGGCACAGGACAACCAGCCCAGGUUGGUGCUGGAACUGCUUGAGCUGUUGUUUGAUAAGUUGAAUGCAGUGGCCCAGGCUCACAGUGUGGUUCUCAGUCACCUACAGCAGAUUAUCGUCUCUCCCAAUGGAGCACAGGAAGGGAUCAAACUCUAUGAGCAGGCUGAUGUCUAUGCCAAGAUCCAGACCGUCCUACAGGUGCUGCUAAUGGACUACCUGGAUGUCAAAAAUACCCGUAGAGCUGCAGAGCCUUCUGCCCAGCUGUCUUACGCCAGCACCGGCGGAGACUUUGGAGCGUUCUUCGCCAAGAAGAAACCUCUCCGACCUAAACAGUCUUUAUUCAAGUUUGAGUCUUCUUCUCAUGCCAUUAGCAUGAGUGCGUACCUGCGGGAGCAGCGGCGAGAACUCUACAGCAAAAGCGGGGAGUUGCAAGGUGGAGCUGAUGAUAACCUGAUUGAGGGAGGAGAGACUAAGUUCCUGUGUAAACCAGGAGCCAGAAACAUUACGGUCAUCUUUCAGCCAUUGCUUAGACAUGGUCACUGUCACUGUCAGAUGGCUUGAUGCUAUUUUGUCCUGGAUGUAACACCCUUCUCAAACGCUCUUUUAAAAGACCUGUUGGUGUUAAUGCAAGCUGUGGAUGUACAGCUCGCAUUGCUAUACCACAUGUGAAUAGAAAGCAGAUUUUCUGUCAAAUUAUAUUAUUCUAGACAUUUCAACCCAUGGUAAGUCAAGCAAC